AUGGAAUCCCCUCCAGCCUCGCCUCGAAGGCACCAUGCACCCUAUCCCGACGAAGAAUUUCCUGAAGGGCCCCUGAUAUCAAAGCAUAGUUCCAUCAUCAUCAACUGGCCGGAUGGGAGAAAGGCGAUAAUCAUGGGACCGCCUCGUCCACAUUCAAUGCCUAGUUCAGAAUCACCUCCGUCAUCAUUUCCUCCGCAGUCACUGCUACCACCAGCAUCGCAGAGACAAGCAACCACCCCACCGUCUAGUUCGCAGCGAAGCCUCACAUCCCAUGCCCGAGACGAUGGCCCCAAUUGGCAGGGAUCCAGCGGUAAAUCACGAGCAUCAUCAUCGACGCGCGACGGCUGCGUCAGAGAGCGAACCCCACGCCCCUAUACCAACGGACAUCAAAGAUCAUCAUCUCAGCACUCCCACACGCCCUCGCCACGACCAAGUUCGCAUAGAAGGACAACCACGCCUCAACCCCGGACACCUAGCAACAGCAUCUCAGGCUCGGACACCGUCCAACCUCACAGCGUUCCAGUCCAUAUUCUCAGCAUGAGAGACACAGAAAACAAUCCAAGCGUCAACAGUCUAGACAGAGCAUCAAUAGUGGAAGUCAUCGGCCGCAUAAGUCCCGCAUCUCCACGAUCGAGACGUCACCAUCGCGAUCAAAGCGGAAGUCCUAACGAGGGAAGACGACACAGGGAUAAACACCACAGCGCUGACCGACGCGGCCCAGCCGUCAUCCACGUCGAGGCGAACAUAAGAGAAGGGCCAAGGAGAUCAUCCCGGCGCGAUCGAGGUGGCGACAGAAACAACUGCGGCAACGGUAGAUUCGGAAACAGUCGAAGAGACGGAGAGCAUGAUCGCGGCGGCCAGAAAAGCGGAGUCUUUCAAAAAUUUCUACAGAAAUGCUUGCCGUUCUCGCCCGGGUCAUCUCGAAAAAGCGGAGAUGGGGAUGGAUAUGAGUCGCGAUCUAGUUCCCACAACCGCCGCUCGGGACGACGGUGA
This is a messenger RNA of Xylaria bambusicola, 993 nucleotides long. RefSeq lists its product as uncharacterized. The coding region runs from base 1 to 993 and encodes 330 amino acids. The record is from RefSeq and is a predicted model, not a curated record. NCBI's taxonomy places the organism in Eukaryota, Fungi, Ascomycota, Sordariomycetes, Xylariales, Xylariaceae. The transcript has a single exon.